This is a messenger RNA of Panthera uncia (snow leopard), 3897 nucleotides long. It is a transcript of the gene ALOX5AP, whose product is annotated as arachidonate 5-lipoxygenase activating protein. The record is from RefSeq and is a predicted model, not a curated record. Bases 94 to 600 code for a protein of 168 amino acids. Gene Ontology annotation, molecular function: glutathione transferase activity; glutathione peroxidase activity; leukotriene-C4 synthase activity. Lineage: Eukaryota; Metazoa; Chordata; Mammalia; Carnivora; Felidae. Gene Ontology annotation, cellular component: endoplasmic reticulum; membrane; nuclear envelope. The transcript is spliced from 6 exons. Gene Ontology annotation, biological process: leukotriene biosynthetic process.
AGUGAUGAAAGGCAGGGCCCUCACUUCCUCUUUCUGAGCAGCACAGGGUGUCACCAGACAGGAGCAGUCCUUGCCGGAGAGCCUGAAGCAAACAUGGAUCAGGAAACCGUGGGCAAUAUUGUCCUGUUGGCCAUUGUCACCCUCAUCAGCGUGGUCCAGAACGGGUUCUUUGCCCACAAGGUGGAGCAUGAAAGCAAGACACAGAAUGGGCGGAGCUUCCAGAGGACGGGAACACUUGCCUUUGAACGCGUCUACACUGCCAAGAUCUCCAGCAGGCUUGCAGCCAUGCUGACCCACCUUGACCAUGGCCCAGUGAGACCCAUUUGGACUUCUGACCUCCAGAUGAUUUGUCUUGUUUUAAGCCCUGAUGUUUGGGGCUACCUGUUCCAGCAGCCGCAGAAAACGCAUGCAGUCACCCUGCGCGCUCACACGGCUGCGCCAAAACUGUGUGGACGCGUACCCCACGUUCCUUGUCGUGCUCUGGAGCGCAGGGCUGCUCUGCAGCCAAGUUCCCGCCGCCUUUGCUGGCCUGAUGUACCUGUUCGUGAGGCAAAAAUACUUCGUCGGCUACCUGGGGGAGAGAACUCAGAGUUCUCUUGAGUAACAGAUUUUCCAGGGACCAGCAGGAAGAAUGUUGCAAAAAUAGGACGCACGAACACUCAGAGGACGGAGCCUGUGAAUAGAGUCCCCGUUGCAUGGCUGAUGGAGGCUGCCAGACGGAAAGCCCCAGAGCAGCAGCUAUAACUUUGGCUACACCCGGUUUGGGAAAUCCGGAUUUCCAUAAAAUAAAUGAGGAUACUUACAGGAGACAUGUUAUAGUCUACCACCAGUUCCUCAGGAUUCUUGUUAGAAUGUUUUUUAUUUAUUUAUUUUUUGAGAGAAAGAGAGAGAGAGAGAGAGUGAGCAGCAGAGGGGCAGAGAGAGAGGGCGAGGGCGAGAGAGAAUCCCAAGCAGGCUCCGCGUGGCCAGCGCAGAGCCCGAUGUGGGGCUUGAACUCGUGAACCGUGAGAUCGUGACCUGAGCUGAAAUCAAGAGUCGGGCACUUAACUGACUGAGCCACCCAGGCGCUCCCACUUCUUUCGAAUUCUUAACGUACCAGCAGCUCCAGGAGCCAGGCGUGUGUUCUGGGAGGCUGCCGCCUGCCCGAGUGGUGACUCCAGCCCUCCCCUCCAUUUUUCUCCCUUGUCUAGUUUCACGUACCCCCCUGUCUCUUACGAUAGCACCCUCCUCUCGCGGUUAAUGGGCUCUCCGUUUAGAUAACAUCUGCAGCGGUGACAAAGGCAUUGACAUCCUGGGAGGUCGGCAGGUGAAAGCAUUCUAUCUGGGGACCUUGGGAGCCUGUGAAACUAAAUGGCUGGGGGCUGGGGGGUGAUGGCGAGCUGCAGCCAGGAGAAGAAUGACUCGUCUCUCAGAGAUUCUUUCCUGGGCUCGUCUGCUAUUCAUUCCUCUCUAGUGGGGUUCUUAUUUACCCUUGAAAACCACAGUUCCAUUAUCUCUCUUACCCUUAUCAACACUCUCAUAAAUGAUAUUCCUCAUUCUCUUCCACUCUGGAAAGCCUCUAUUCCGCCUUUUCCCGGGAGAGCACCUGUUGUCAAGAAGCGAGGGGUGGUGGGGUGUCUAUCAGUAAAAUAAGGGGGUUCUGCUCUCUUGGGCUGCCUCCCCGUGCAUCCCUGUCUUCCUCCACAGAGUCUUCGGGGUCUGGCCCAGUCACUGUUCUCUUCGCCUGUCACCUCUCGCCUGAGAUCUUAAAGUCGCUUUAAUUCUAAGACAAUCUGUGGAGCAUGACAACAUUUGUUGAUUUGCCCGUAGGCUCUCUGCAUUUUAAAGGUAAUCACUGCUAGGGAAUGAACCGAGGUGGCAAAAAAUAAUAAGAUCUAGACUUAAAAUCUUAAAAAUACUAGACUUCCCUGGACCUCAUUAAAAUGUAAUUGGCCUAACGUCUUAAAUCCUGUCCUAGUCUCCCCCGUGAGAUCCCACCGGCCCCUUUACCACUGUCUGUGGUGCCUUCAGAGCCUUCUCACCUGUCCCACACCCACAGCCUUCAUUACUCAUCCAUCACGGUGCUCCUUCCUGCUGAGACCAAACACGGCCUCACAACACUUCUGAACACAGAGUUCGGAGCUAUUGGCAUCAGGAGAAAUGACAUCUAUGGGAUGAAAUGUCUAAUCCUAAUCUAGACCGACAUAUAGUUUGAGGUAGAUGCAACCCCGAGAGCCUCUAUGGCUAGGUCCAAGAGGAUUUUCAAUUCUGCCUUCUGGAAACUAUGUGCUAAUACCCUCUUCCGCCGUGGACCCCCUCUUUCGGAUCCCCAGUUCCGUCCCUGGGCCGUGUCGCACUUGUUCUCUGCAGAUGCUCUAAUGGCCAAAUGUCUUCGGGAUCUGCUUUAGUUCUUGGGCUCACCAUAGAGGAAGAUACUGCUCAGGGAGACCCUUCCAGGAAUUUCUCCCAGGGGCUGUCAAUCAUCUUUGCUCCUCCCCAGAAGUUGCUUUGGCCCUAUCCACAUCAGAAGUUCUAGUGUCAUUUUGGGUGCAGUGGGUGGGCAUGACAUUCCUUGAUGUGUCUCCCCCACCGAAGCUUCUUCCUUCUGGAAUUUUGGAGCCCCCACCUUUGUCCCUCCUAGAAGCUUAUGGCUCUGAUUCUCAGCCCCACAUCCUACUCCCUGACACUUUUCUUCCUGUUUUGAUUAGGUAGUUUGUAGCAUCUCAAACCACGUGAAUUUCAGGGGCGCCUGGAUAGCUCAGUAGGUUAAGCGUCCGACUCUUGAUUUCAGCUCAGGUCUCAGAUCUCAGAUCUCAGGGCCGUGAGAUCGAGCCCUGUGUUGGGUUCUGUCCUGACAGCAUGCAGCCUGCCAGAGAUUCUCUUUCCCUCUGUCUCUCUGCCCCUCCCCUGCUCACUGUCUGACUCUCAAAAAAAAAUGAAUUUUAGUUUCUUCCCCUUUCAUUCUAAGCUACUAUCGGGACCCAAACUCAGCGGCAGUUGGCAUUAUAUUACAAGACUGCUUGCCUUUUAUCAUCUACCUUUACUUGACUUUUUAAAAAAAAAUGUUUAUUUAUUUUUGAAAGAGAGAGAGAGAGAGAAAGAGAGAAAGAGAGAGCAUGAACAGGGGAAGGGCAGAGAGAGAAAGAGACAUAGGCUCCAGGCUCUGAACUGUCAGCACAGAGCCCGACGCGGGGCUCGAACUCACGAACCGUGAGAUCAUGACCUGAGCCGGAGUCGGACGCUUAACCGACUGAGCCACCCAGGCGCCCCUCAAGGCUGGUGUUUCUAAAGUCCAACCCACCAACCAACAACCAAGUGCACCAAGAAUUGCCUGGGGGUGCUUGUUAAAAAUAGACAUUCCUGGGCCUCACCCUCAACGUACCGAAUCAGAAUCUCUAGGGUGGGAGCCUGGGAGUAUGCAUUUUAACAACUUCUGCACACAGUGUGGGAAUCACUGAAGGCUGUUCAUGCCUCUUUUCUGAGAAUGAUUCAUUUGACAAAAAUCUCUGGAGGGCCUGAUUUAUUGGAGAUAUGUGGGUGAGCAGAGGAACAAUAUCUUGUUCUCGUGGGCCUUACAAUUUUUAUUCCCUUUAGAAGUUACCGGGUUUAAAGUGGUAUUUCCUUUCUGAAAAGAACAGAAUUUUAAGGCCAGAUGGGACCAUGCAGUUUUAUUUUUCCACCCACAUUUUAUAUAUAUUUUUAUGUGAGGCGGGGGAGGGUCAGUGACUUGCCCAAGGCCACACAGCAGGGAGCGGGGGCUGGAGCUCAGGGGUCCUGGUGCCUGGCCCCAGCUACACCUCACACCACACCUCCUCCUCCUCGAAGUUUUAGGCACAUUCGAGAUGGGAAUUGUCUGUCAUAAUGCCUUUUUGAAUUUUUUAUUUUAUUUUAUUUAUUUUUGAUAGAGAGAGAGCACAA